UCCUCACGAAGACGCACGUUUGGAGUUGGAUCUGUAGCUGCUAAGAAAAGUCCAACCCUUCUUCAGUACUGGUGGUCGCCUGGAGCACACUAGGACGCUUGGGACUAAACUGGAUAUUAUUCCAUAGUGGACUAUAGAAUAGUUUAAAUUCAGCCAUGUUUCCCAGGCGGAUACCACUGAAUCAGAUCGCCUUUGCAACCCUGCUCGGGGUUGGAGGGGGUAUUUAUAUCUACAAACCCGCGUUUGAGAAUUUCAGAAAACCAACAAGUGAACCGUAUGAGCAGGACAUUCGGUCUGGAACUAAAGGACAGGAUGUGGACGAACAAGGAAAUAUUGCCAAACAGGCAACUAGUGCUAUGAACCCAUCAACAGCUGCCAAAUGAAGCCCAUGACUGUUUUCGGAAGUCGCGGGGUGCCUUGGGGUUGCCGUUACUAGAACAUUAGGUCGGUCACAUUAACGUGUAUAUGUACAUAAUAGUUCUGUCCACUUUGUCAGCUUCUGAAUAAAAUAUUUAUUUUAUGA
Electrophorus electricus (electric eel) is the source of this 523-nucleotide messenger RNA. It is a transcript of the gene pigbos1, whose product is annotated as PIGB opposite strand 1. The record is from RefSeq and is a predicted model, not a curated record. NCBI's taxonomy places the organism in Eukaryota, Metazoa, Chordata, Actinopteri, Gymnotiformes, Gymnotidae.